AGCGGCGUUAAUGACCUGGAGUGGAUCGGGAGCGGCGCUCCCAGUCCAGAGGCGCUUCUUGGUAGCCCGAGACCCCUGCCCGGCGCUGGCCAUGGCGCGUGUGGCGGCUUGGGGGGCCCUACUGGUGCCACUGGUGCUGCUGGCAGCGGCCCCGGCUGCGGGCGCGGAGCUCUCGGGGGUGUUUCAGGAGAUGGCUAAGUCCGAGUGUCACUUCCUGAAUGGCACCGAGAGGGUGCGGUUCGUCGAGCGGCACAUUUACAACCGGGAGCAGUACGCGCACUUCGACAGCGAUGUGGGGCUGUACGUGGGGGACACCCCCUUUGGGGAGAUGAAUGCCAAGUACUGGAACAGCAAACCUGAAAUCCUGGAGCACGCUCGAACUGCAGUGGACUGGUACUGCCGGCACAACUACCGGGCUCACACCCCGUUCAGCGUGCAGCGCCGAGAGCCCCCCAGCGUUUCCAUCUCGCUGGUGCCCUCGAGCUCCCAGCCCGGGCCCGGCCGCCUGCUCUGCUCCGUGAUGGAUUUCUACCCUGCCGAGAUC
Parus major (Great Tit) is the source of this 544-nucleotide messenger RNA. RefSeq names its product class II histocompatibility antigen, B-L beta chain-like. NCBI's taxonomy places the organism in Eukaryota, Metazoa, Chordata, Aves, Passeriformes, Paridae. Gene Ontology annotation, cellular component: membrane; MHC class II protein complex. Gene Ontology annotation, molecular function: MHC class II protein complex binding. The record is from RefSeq and is a predicted model, not a curated record. The transcript is spliced from 3 exons. Gene Ontology annotation, biological process: immune response; immunoglobulin production involved in immunoglobulin-mediated immune response; positive regulation of T cell activation. The annotation marks the transcript as partial.